AUGCCUUCCGAUGCAAAAAAGAAGAGAGAUGCAAAGAAGAAAGAAGCCGCAAAGUCUCGUGGAGGGAAAAAGAAUUUGCAGCAAGAUGACGACCCAGAAUUAAAGGGUGAAAACGGAGAGACAGAGAAUGGUGAUGGCACAGCAGAUGACUCUUCAGUGGCUGCACUCAUGGAUGAACUUGCCCUUGCUGCUAAACAUCGGUCAGUCACCGGAGUCUUAGCUUCUCAUCCUGACAGUCGUGACGUCCACAUUCAUAACUUGUCUAUAUUAUUUCACGGGGCUGAACUACUGAUGGACUCGACACUUGAACUCAAUGUUGGUCGCAGAUAUGGUCUGAUAGGGUUGAAUGGCUGUGGAAAAUCAUCUCUUCUGGCUGCCUUGGCCGCAAGGGAAGUUCCGAUCCCUGAACAUGUUGAUACAUUCUUGUUGAGAAGAGAGAUGCCUCCCAGUGAUAAAACCGCCCUCAUGGCUGUAGUUGAAGUGGAUGAUGCCAGGCGCCAUCUUGAGAAAGAGGCAGAGGAAUUGGCCCACAACACAGACCCAGAGGCACAUGAGAGGCUUAUGGAUGUUUAUGCGAGGCUUGAUGACCUAGAUGCUACCAAAGCUGAAGCUAAGGCCGGAUACAUACUUCAUGGGUUGGGAUUCAGCAGAGCCAUGCAACACACAAAGGUCAAAGACUUUUCUGGAGGAUGGAGGAUGCGCAUAGCUUUGGCCCGUGCACUCUUUUUGCGGCCCUCUUUGAUGUUGCUAGAUGAGCCGACAAAUCAUUUGGACCUCAAUGCUUGUGUGUGGUUGGAGGAAGAACUCAAGACAUACCCACGUAUUCUUGUGGUUGUAUCUCACUCACAAGACUUCCUGAACGGUGUGUGUACAAACAUUAUACACAUGAAUCUGAAGAAGCUCAAUUACUUUGGUGGUAACUACGACACCUAUGUACAGACAAGAUACGAGCUUGAGGAGAAUCAAAUGAAAAAAUAUAAGUGGGAGCAGGAUCAGAUUGCACAUAUGAAGAACUAUAUAGCACGGUUUGGUCAUGGUAGUGCUAAACUGGCAAGGCAAGCCCAAAGUAAAGAGAAGACAUUGAAGAAAAUGGUUGAUGGUGGCCUGACAGAAAGGAUUUCUGCAGACAAGACUGUCUCUCUCUACUUCCCAAGCUGUGGGGAAAUACCUCCGCCUGUAAUUAUGGUUCAGAAUGUGAGCUUCAGGUAUUCCGAAAGCCAGAAAUACAUUUACAAGGAUCUGGAUUUUGGUAUUGACUUAGACACUCGUGUGGCCUUGGUGGGUCCCAAUGGUGCAGGCAAAUCUACACUUCUGAAACUCAUUACAGGAGAGCUAAUUCCGACAGAUGGACUUAUUCGCAGACACUCACAUCUCAAAAUUGGGAGGUACCAUCAGCAUUUGGGCGAUCAACUGGACCUGGAUUUGUCUGCCCUGGAGUACAUGAUGAAAUGUUAUCCUGAUGUCAAAGAGAAAGAGGAAAUGAGGAAAAUCAUUGGUCGUUUUGGUUUGACAGGCUUGCAGCAGGUGUGUCCAAUCAGAAACUUGUCUGAUGGCCAGCGAUGCCGUGUGACAUUUGCCUGGUUGGCUUGGCAGUGUCCACAUCUGUUGCUGUUGGACGAGCCUACAAAUCAUUUGGACAUAGAGACAAUUGAUGCUCUGGCAGAUGCUAUCAAUGAUUUUGAGGGUGGCAUGAUCCUUGUCAGCCACGACUUCAGACUGAUCUCACAGGUGACAGAGGAAAUUUGGGUGUGUGAAAAGGGAGCAGUAACAAAAUGGGAAGGUGACAUUUUCUCAUACAAAGAGCACUUAAUCAAGGAGACUCAGAAAGAAAAUUGCAAGCUGAAGGGAUAA
Molecule: messenger RNA, 1851 nt
Organism: Candidula unifasciata
Lineage: Eukaryota; Metazoa; Mollusca; Gastropoda; Stylommatophora; Geomitridae
Source: the annotation of a GenBank genome assembly